Gadus morhua (Atlantic cod) is the source of this 1061-nucleotide messenger RNA. RefSeq lists its product as uncharacterized. NCBI's taxonomy places the organism in Eukaryota, Metazoa, Chordata, Actinopteri, Gadiformes, Gadidae. The transcript is spliced from 2 exons. The coding region runs from base 572 to 1027 and encodes 151 amino acids. The record is from RefSeq and is a predicted model, not a curated record.
GGAGAGACGGAGUCUUGGCAGCGGUGUGAUGAUGCUCUGGAGAUGCAGCUCGGAGUCACGUGACCGGCUGCAGCGCAUCCAGCCGCUCUAGUGUGGAGCGAGAGCCGAGGAACACCUCGCAUCUAAAAAUAGACCACGGUGGGGUUGGAUCUGAAGCAGAGCGUUUUGGGCUUCAGUUCGGCGUGUUCACCUCUUCUCUCCUCCUCUCCGGUGGGCUCGGUCGGGGUGAUGCUGCUGCAUUAGGCUGCAGGCUGAGUGCGGCACGUCGCAGGGGCUUUCUCAUCCACCAGCCUCGUGCGUCCGAACAAAGCGGUGGGUUCGCUGAGUGUGUGAAUGCGUCAUUCAUAAGGCUGCUCUCCUACCGUCGGAUCGGUGCACUGCCGGCCGCUCCGCCGUGACGGAAUCCGUCGUACAGUAAGAGGAAAGAAACAUCUCAGCAUCCUUCUAGAUCCCAGAUGGGCCUGUCGGGACUCCUCAUCUCCUCCCCGCGUUGAACGUCGAAGGAACCAAGCGGGAUAUCUCUUCCGACUCCAGCUCAGUGUCUCACAGCGCAGCAGGCGGUCGGAGCAGGAUGAAGGCCGAGGGGCCGCACGGCGCGGGGGUCUCCGCGUGCCAGGGGGGGGCUGCCCCGGAGAACGGGACCUGCGUGACCCACCUGGACCGAGGCGUCUUCCCUCCGCUCUCCUCGACCCUGGCGCUCCUCGUGCUGGUAGCCCUGAUGGUCGGGAUCGUCCUCGUCUCCUUGGCGACCUUCCACCUCCACAAGAGGAAGCUCCGCAAGCGGAAGAUUCAGCGUGCGCAAGAGGAAUACGAGCGCGACAGCCGCGACCCCGAGGGCGCGCCGGAGCCCCCGAAGCACCCGCCGCGCGCCACCAUAGUCCGUCCGCCGGGCCGGGACCCAUCGUCGAGACCCCCGUCAAGUCCCGGGACCGGGGACGACCGCUCGGAUAGCCCCCCCGACGUGUUAGACAGUGGGGCGCUGCGCGAGGGAGAGGAGCACACGCUGCGGGCGGUGGUCUCCUCUUGACACUGCGGAGCACCCCCCCCCCCCCCCCCCCCCC